Molecule: messenger RNA, 2814 nt
Organism: Sclerotinia sclerotiorum 1980 UF-70
Lineage: Eukaryota; Fungi; Ascomycota; Leotiomycetes; Helotiales; Sclerotiniaceae
Exons: 3
Coding region: 1-2814 (937 amino acids)
Biological process (GO): protein phosphorylation; microtubule cytoskeleton organization; intracellular signal transduction
Cellular component (GO): cytoplasm
Molecular function (GO): ATP binding; protein serine/threonine kinase activity; tau-protein kinase activity
Source: RefSeq, a predicted model, not a curated record
AUGGCAACAGCUGCUGCAAAUGGCGGAGGCCCAGCCCCCGUGGUGACACCACAAGAGUCGAGAAAUGCUGCACAUAGGGGAAAAUCGAGAACGACGAUUCCAGCACAAUCCGGAAAUUGGAUUUUAGGCAAGACAAUUGGUCAGGGCAGUAUGGGCAAAGUUAAGCUGGCAAGGCAAGCGGAAGGCGGCGAGCAGGUUGCGGUCAAAAUCGUCCCACGAGGAUCCACAGAUGAUAACCACAAUCAGAGUCGAGCUGAUAGAGAACGAGCCGAUCAUUCGAAAGAAGUUCGCACAGCCCGAGAAGCUGCUAUUGUUACCCUUUUAAACCACCCCUACAUCUGCGGCAUGAGGGAUGUUGUGCGUACGACUUAUCAUUGGUAUAUGCUGUUUGAAUAUGUCAACGGAGGACAGAUGCUUGAUUAUAUUAUAUCUCAUGGGAGAUUGAAGGAAAAGCAAGCUCGGAAGUUCAGCAGACAGAUCGCCAGCGCUUUGGACUAUUGUCAUCGGAAUAGCAUCGUUCACAGAGAUUUGAAGAUCGAAAACAUCCUGAUUAGCAAGACUGGAGAUAUCAAGAUUAUUGAUUUCGGCUUGAGUAAUUUAUUCGCACCACGAAACCAUCUAAAGACUUUCUGCGGUAGUCUUUAUUUCGCGGCUCCGGAAUUGUUGCAAGCAAAGGCAUAUACAGGACCUGAGGUUGAUGUUUGGAGUUUUGGUAUCGUCUUGUAUGUCUUGGUCUGCGGCAAGGUACCUUUUGAUGAUCAAAGUAUGCCGGCAUUGCAUGCAAAGAUUAAGAGAGGGAUUGUAGAUUAUCCUAAUUGGCUAAGUCCAGAAUGUAAGCAUCUUAUAUCAAGGAUGCUUGUCACGGAUCCAAAGCAACGUGCGACGCUACAGGAAAUCAUGACCCAUCAGUGGAUGAUAAAACAAUACGGCAGUCCACCUGAAAACUAUCUACCAGUCCGAGAACCCCUUACACUUCCUCUUGAUGACGAUAUCAUCAACAGUAUGACUGGCUUUGAUUUUGGCCCACCCGAGCUGAUCAAGCAGCAAUUAACUGAUGUGAUCAAGUCCGCUGAAUAUGGUCAUGCUGUACGUUUGGCAAUGCAGGAACGAGAAAAUUCGGGUCCUCCUCGUGAUGCUGAGAAGAAGAGAGGAGUAUUCGACUUUUACAAAAGAAGGAAUUCUACUACGAGCCGAGAUACCUUGACGGCGCCGAGCGCAGAACUGCUUCAACUUGGCAAUGACCCAUGCAAUGCCUAUCACCCUCUUAUAUCCGUAUAUUACCUUGUUAAGGAGAAACGUGAGCGUGAUGCACUUGAAGCCAACCCGGGUGCAACCUCGAUGCCACGGGCUCCAGGUGAAGCUCCCCUGCAAGUGGCAGAAAUAUCAGCACCAAAGCCAGCAUACACAAAUGCUACAGCUUAUGAGAUGCCUGGUGAGAAGGCCACAGGAGGUCGAUCGCGCCCACGUGCACGAACUCAUGGUGAGGAGGAAGUCACAGAAGGAUUGAAGAAUAUGAAGAUUGCUGGCUCUACUGGCCCUCCAUCACCGGCAAUAGUCGAGCCUGUAGAACAGACUGCCCGAAAAGAAAGUACUGCCGCUGGUAUUCUGAGAAGAUUCAGUACACGAAGACGCAAGGAUCCUCCAUCGUCUGACAAAACUGGCAAUCAUCUGGCCGUCGGAUCGCCAAAUGAGCCAUCAGCAAUCCGAAAGAGCUUCAGUGUUCGCCGGCACCGUGAGCGGGAUGGUGAGGGAUCUCUCCGAGCAAGUGGAAGUGAACGCCAACAUAGUGAUCUUCUCACUCCAAGAUCCGCUGAAAACUCGGGUGCUUCUAAACUAGGACGAUCGACGAGCGUUAACUCCGCAGAAUACAGGCGACGGGAAAAGAGACGUGGAGAAGGAGGAGUGGCAGCAGGAGUUGCCGCUUCGGAAGCAAUGCCAUCUCGUGUUACUUAUAAAGAUCCUCCUCCAACUAGUGGUUCUGACCAUUCAACGACGAAUGAAAAACCAGCUCGCGAGGGCGAAAGGGCUGGCCUGAAUCCUAGGGCCGCCACUAUGAGAGCAAAAUCGUUGGGUCAUGCAAGAAGAGAAAGUAUACAAGCUAGACGAGCUCGAAGGGAGGAAGCUAGGGAAGCAAAUGUACCGGAGGAGACUGAUGUUGAAAUGGGCGACGCUAGUGGUCUCUCAACUGAACGAGUCGACACCGCAGAAAAUGUCAAACCCGUCUUUCUGAAAGGGUUGUUCAGCGUAUCUACCACAUCAACCAAACCCGUUCAAGCUAUACGCAUGGAUAUAAUCAGAGUACUGAAGCUUCUCGGAGUUGACUAUACAGAAAUACGAGGCGGUUUUAGUUGUCAGCAUACCCCUAGUAUUGACUUGAAGAAGGUUGUCGAUGUACCUCCUAGCAGCCACGGCAAUCAUACUCCAGGGCAUAAAAGGAAGAUCAGUUUCGGAGGUUUCAUGGGAGGUGGUAACAGUGCGGAAAGAGAUCGUGAGGAUUUCCGAGAAGCAGAAAGGUCACCUCAGAACCCAAGAACACCACGCAGGGCUCGUGGCCCUGAAAAUAGCUACUCAAAUUCAGAUGCGUCUGAUGAAAGUGUUACCAGACAAGGUGAUUCAUCAGCUCGAGCGGUGGGCGAAACCAGCACACAUGUUCAGAGUGAACUUGGUGGUAGCAUGGUUCUUGAGUUUGAGAUCUUCAUCGUCAAAGUUCCUCUUCUCUCUUUACACGGCAUUCAAUUUAAAAAGCUUCGUUCAGGAGGAACCUGGCAAUUUAAGAAUAUGGCAGAUCAAAUCCUUCGCGAGCUUCGACUAUGA